This is a messenger RNA of Triticum aestivum (bread wheat), 1903 nucleotides long. RefSeq names its product disease resistance protein RGA4. Gene Ontology annotation, molecular function: ADP binding. The transcript has 2 exons. Bases 149 to 1441 code for a protein of 430 amino acids. The record is from RefSeq and is a predicted model, not a curated record. NCBI's taxonomy places the organism in Eukaryota, Viridiplantae, Streptophyta, Magnoliopsida, Poales, Poaceae. Gene Ontology annotation, biological process: defense response to other organism.
AUGACUGUAUUUCGUGCACACAUCCCGCCGCCAGUGUUCAUUUUUCCCACGGCCAACAAAACCAGUCAAGCAGGAGAAGGUUGCAGCGAGCGCAGUCAGUGAGUGUACCGCUCGGCCGGCGCUGCACUAGCUAGUUGCCGGCCGAUCAAUGGAGGUAUGCCGUGAUGUCGCAUCUGCCCUAGCCAAGCUCCACCAAGUGAUCAGUGACGACAAGAAGCUGGAGACGAAGAUGAGAACUGGCCUCGGAGGAAUCUUACUCGAUAUGGUCCAUUUGAAUGCCUAUAUCGAGGAGAACUCCAAGGGGAGAGAGCAAGGGCCUGCACAUGAGGCUUGGAUCCUGCAGCUUCAAGACUUGGCGUACGACAUCGAAGAUUUCGUUGAUUCCCUCUACCGGAAGCCGAAAGAGAAGUUCCCUCUCCGGGCUGUGCGGAUGAUCACAGCAACUGAUCCCCGACCUGAGUACGGCGAUGAAUUCACAGCCUUCCAGGAGCGCACGGCGAGGCUGGAGGCGAACAAGCCGAGCUUCCCCGCAUGUACCGGCCAGAGUGGCGCAGCUGCUCAAGCUGCGUCUGUGCUCACUGCUGGUCCAUCCAUGUCCCCAAACGGAGGCACCCACACUCCUUCGACUUCAAGGUUGCUGUCCAGCGACCACGGCGCAUCUCCUCUUGUGGGCAUCGACCGUUUCAAGCAAGAUCUCGUAGAUCUGCUGAAGCAAGUCGAAGGUGAGCCCAGAGAGCUGAGGGUGAUCUCCAUCCUGGGGGUUCGCGGCGUCGGGAAGACUGCCCUCGCAAGGGCAAUCUACCAAGCCUGUGGCACUUUCGGCGACCAGGAGCCGUUCGACUGUCAUGCUAUGGUCAUGGUACGGCCUGACGACAAUGAGGCUUCCGGGAGCAAUGGCGCAGCGGAGCUCUUGAGGGAGAUCCUGAUACAAGUUGGCAACGUUGCAGGCCAGAUCUCCAAUACUUCUGCUGCCGAGUUGGAAAAUAUUCUGCGGAAAGACCUUGAGCACAAGAGGUACUUCAUUGUAAUUGACGGUUUGCAACAAGAAGAAGAUUGGGACUUCCUGAGGAAUGUCUUCCCUCAAAAUGAGAAAAGUAGCAGGAUAGUUGUGAGCACAAGUGUCCAACGUGUCGCUAAGUACUGCAGCUCCAGCACUAGUUUCGUGUACAAAAUGGAAGGUCUCGACAAUGAGGAGACUAAGAAACUGUUCUGGCAAGAAGUUGGAGUGCCGAAUGCUGCCGAUUCGUUGAAACAACUUGCACAAGGCAUCUGUAACGGAUGCCACGGUUUACCCCUCGCAGUGGUCAGUGCAGCCAAGUAUUUGAGACCCAUAUGGACAGAACUGAAACAGAGUGACUGGGACCGCGAGGCUCUCGCGCUAGGUAACCGCGGAUUUUUUUGUCAAAAGAGACCACCUGUACAAUCGAAUUGGCAAAAAUGACCCCUUUUAAGACGAUUUGACAAAAAAGACCCCAUCGGCCGUAGCGGCAGGCGCGCCAGGCGACACGUGGCACCUGCCGCCACGGUGCAAGGCGGCAGCCCCUGCCGCCGCGGCGUCAGGCGGCCGGCUGCAUGGAACGGGAAUCGACUGGCGCGACGCUGUGGACCCCCGCCGGACUGUAGCAGCCCGGCCCGACCGCCUCAGGGGCUGGCGGCAGGCCUGUUCAUCGGCUGGCAGCAGGCUGUAGAAGGUGGUCUCUUUGAAAAAAAAUUCCCGUAGGAUCCGAUCUGUACCAAUCCAUUCGCCCUGCGCUGCGCAUGUACGGCAGUACUUUGCUUGUUUAAAGAGGUGGACGUGGCAUGGGCAUGCAUGCAUGACUGAGGAUUUUGCUCGUGUUAACUACUGGAGUAUGUACUAGUAACUAAGCAAGGAAUACAGGCCAGACGAUGAAUACAGUGCCAG